Molecule: messenger RNA, 789 nt
Organism: Hylaeus anthracinus
Lineage: Eukaryota; Metazoa; Arthropoda; Insecta; Hymenoptera; Colletidae
Exons: 4
Coding region: 117-581 (154 amino acids)
Cellular component (GO): extracellular region
Molecular function (GO): chitin binding
Source: RefSeq, a predicted model, not a curated record
CGAUAAGUUGUCGGAGUAGCACGAUGAUCCGAGAGUGUCAGUAAGGACGGCUGCUGCAUCAGCCGAGUAUCGAAUCGGUGUCUAAAAACUGUGAAUCAUCUUUGGAAUAUUUAAUCAUGGACCAGGAAGUCUCGUCACUGUUCAAGUGCCUCUUGCUGCUCUGGAUGUUGAUCGCAGUCGUUGGCUUACCAACCCUGGGUUAUGUCGACCGAACUCGCUUGGAGACAUACGAGGAUCAGUCAGCAGAGUCGAGCGAUCUCGAUCUCUUCGGUAAUCUGACUUUUCGAUUUUCCUGCGAAGGUAAAUCAAUCGGCUUGUACGCCGACGCAGACUACGGUUGUAGAGUUUUCCACGCAUGCGACGAUUCUGGCCAAGGAUUCCCUGUUAUCUGCCCUAACUACACGUUGUUUGAUCAAAGGGAACGUGUCUGUUCGGACGAAGGACACGUUGAUUGCGCACACGCGAACGAAUGGUUCUACUUGAACGACCUGCCAUACUCCGAAGAAGUGACGGAAGAAAACGACACAAAACAGGACGAAGAGGAACAAGUUCCUUCGGUUCUACCCCUCGUGCUAUCGUGAUGCAUCUCUAAUUAACCUCUUACAAAAUACAUUCGAUACAGAGCAUUCAAUUAUUUCAACAAAUACCGUCAUAAAACUUACCCGACACUUUUAUCCUUGAUGUGAUUGCGAUUGAGUUAUAAUACCUGAAGUUUCACUUUGAACAUUGUACAUUUUAAAACAAAGUUAUUUAGAGACCAAUCCAGUUGCAAUACAUUUUCUUUUAUUC